Molecule: messenger RNA, 2013 nt
Organism: Bacidia gigantensis
Lineage: Eukaryota; Fungi; Ascomycota; Lecanoromycetes; Lecanorales; Ramalinaceae
Exons: 1
Coding region: 1-2013 (670 amino acids)
Biological process (GO): rRNA base methylation; maturation of LSU-rRNA
Cellular component (GO): nucleolus
Molecular function (GO): RNA binding; rRNA (cytosine-C5-)-methyltransferase activity
Source: RefSeq, a predicted model, not a curated record
AUGGCACCAUCUCGCCGAAUGCAAAAGCAGGGUCCUCCACCCGUGCUUGAUGAGUCGAAAGUAUCGAAAUUGAAGAAGCACGACCCAAUUGCGGAGGAGAAUGUGCGAGGAAAGAAAAGGAAAGCUUCAGGGGAAAUCAAAGAGCCAAUUUGGAAACCAAAGACAUCGAAUGGUACAAAAAAGACAGACAGGAAGCAGAAAACAGAACCUGCAGUUACCACCACCGAAUUCGCGCGAGGCAUCAAAAAAGCAUCGCCCCACAAGAUACCCACGAAGGAAUCGAUAGCGUCCGAUGAAGAUGCUACUGAAUUACUUGGGGGUGACGAUGAGAUCGACGAGGAUUUGCUUGUAGACUCGGACGAUGCCGAUGACGCACAGGAAGAGGAUUUGCAAGACGAUUUCAUGGCGUCAGGAUCAUCAGUCUACGAUUCAGAUCUUGAAAACGACAAGGCGCAAUUUUCGGAAGACGACUCGAACGCAGAAGAAAACCUAACAGCGGCGAAUAUAGAGGGGUUGUCAAGACGGUUAGGCAAGAAACAAGAACACGAUGCACAGAUAGCGCAGCUGGAGCUUGAGGAAGCGACUUUGCAGACCAAUAUCGAUGGCGACCGGCCUCAAGUUCUGGAUGGAGACUCAGAUAUCGAAACUCCAAGUGCAAGAUUGGCUCCGGAUUUGCAAUUACUAAGGACGCGCAUGACAGACACAGUGCGAGUCCUUGGUGAUUUUGCCAAAUUGGCUGAGCCAGGCCGAUCUCGAGCGGAGUAUACAUCGCAACUCGUGAAAGAUAUCUGCUUAUAUUACGGCUACUCGGAAUAUCUAGCCGAGAAGCUGUUCCAACUCUUCACGCCGCAAGAGGCUUUCGCUUUCUUCGAGGCUAAUGAGACCGCACGACCAGUAGUCAUACGCACCAACACCCUCAAAUCCCACAGGAGAGAAUUGGCGCAAUCGCUGAUCAAUCGCGGUGUGACUCUUGAACCAAUUGGCAAAUGGUCGAAAGUCGGUCUCCAGAUAUUUGAAAGCCAAGUCCCACUGGGUGCAACUCCUGAGUAUUUAGCGGGCCACUACAUCCUUCAAGCAGCAUCCUCAUUCCUGCCGGUCAUGGCGCUAGCACCUCAGGAAGAUGAGCGUAUCCUUGAUAUGACGGCUGCGCCUGGCGGGAAGACGACUUAUAUGGCUGCACUGAUGAAGAAUACAGGUAGUAUUUUCGCCAAUGACGCCAACAAGACGCGAGCCAAAGGUUUGAUAGGCAAUGUGCACCGUCUUGGGGUGAAGAAUACCAUCAUCUGUAACCACGAUGCUCGGGAAUUUCCCAAGGUGAUGGGUGGCUUUGACCGCGUUCUGCUUGAUGCACCUUGUUCAGGCACAGGGGUCAUUGCCAAGGACGCAAGUGUCAAGACGAACAAGACGGAGAAAGAUUUCAUGCUGCUGCCGCACAUGCAGAAACAGCUUCUGCUCGCAGCCAUUGACUCAGUCGACCACGCCAGCAAGACAGGCGGCUACAUCGUGUACUCGACUUGCAGUGUGACGAUUGAGGAGAACGAACAAGUAGUUCAAUAUGCAUUGAACAAGCGGCCGAAUAUCAGACUUGUCGAGACUGGGUUGCCCUUUGGAGUGGACGGUUUUGUGAGCUAUCAAGGCAAGCAAUUUGACUCGAGGAUGAAGAUGACGAAGAGGUACUAUCCGCAUAAGUACAAUGUGGAUGGGUUCUUUGUCAGUAAAUUCCAGAAAACUGGAGCAAGUCUACCGGGAGCUACGGCAAACGGAGCGGGUCAGCUAAAUGGGAAACAUGGCGAGUCCAAGAUAGUCGAAGAUGAUAAGAGGCCGAUUCCGGAGAAGGAGGAAGAUGCACUUGGCGAAAAUGAUUUUGGAGGAUGGGAUGAGGAGGAAGACGAGGCAUACGUGGAACGUGCGAAGAGGAAGAAGUUGAAGAGGAAAGGAGUUGACCCCAAGGCAGUUGGUGGAAAAAGAGGUAUCAAUGGCCAUGCGGGAAGCACUGUCAAUGGCGGUAGUUGA